UGGAGCCACGGGUGUGUGUGCGUGUGCGUGUGCGUGCGUGCGUGGCUUGAAACACUCCUCUCGCUGCGCGCUUGCAACCCAGCACAUCGAGGGAGCAGUGCGGUGCGGUGUGCUGGAUCACAAGCAAAAGCUUCUCCAUCUAAGCCGAGGAGCUGGACCUUCCCUCUAAAAUGAACUUCGGCGCUGUGGUGGUGGCCGCUGGACUGUCCGGCUUGCUCAGCUUCGCCUUCCUCGCCGUGGCCAUUGGAAGCGAGUACUGGUACAUCAUAGACGUGGACAAAGCGAGCAACUCAACUUGGCAGUUCAGCAGUUCCCACUCAGGGCUGUGGAGGACCUACGAAGAGAAGAAUGGGAGCUAUCAUGACAUCUCCAUCUACAUGAAUAUGACGGAGCCCACAGAGCAAGACAAGCACCUCUCAAAUCUGCACAGAGCCAUUGUCAUCUUGCUUCCGGUAAGCCUGGUCCUGCUGGUGUUUGGAGGGAUCUUUGGGCUUGUGGCCUCCCUGGCACGGAGUUACACUCUCCUCACUGGCGAGGCUGUGUACUUCCUCGUCUGCAGCUUUUUCACACUCUCUGGAGUAUGCAUCUACGUCAGCUACUCUGAGCAGGCUCUGGAUUUGCUGCAGUGGGAGAUGGGUACCAAGCUGCCGACCCAUGUGCACGUGUCCUUUGGCUGGUCCCUGGUCAUGGCCUGCCUCUCCUACAGCCUGGAGUUGACCACCAGCUUUCUGCUCCUGCUGGCUGCUCGACUUGCCUACUGCCACCGUCACCAUGAGUCCACCGUGGCGCUCUCCAUGGCCUAGAGUCACGGCUCCAAGAACACCUGACCACUGGACCUAGGGCUCCAACUGAAAUCAUUUUCCAGGCUGAGUUGAACCUGAGAAGCUAAGACAAAGCUGCUGAAUGCCUUUGCUGUGAAUUGAUUGUUAAAGAGAAGUGCCCAAGAUUAAAUGUGUCUCCCAUUGCUCAAGCUCUACUGAAGGACUUUCCUCAGGUCCACCACCAACAGUGUUUAAUGAAUGUUUUAUUUUUUUAUUUAUUUAUUAAUUUAUUUAUUCGUGUGGUCUUGUCAAAGAAAUGUCCAGUGCUUAUGAGGAACCGGAAUUACAUAACAAAACGAUUCAUGGAGAGAAACUGUCUGAUGGCUUUCAAUACUGGAAGUAAAUGCACGUUAUAUGGAGCCGUGUGUGUGUGUGUGUGUGUGUGUGUGUGUGUGUGUGUGUGUGUGUGUGUGUGUGUGUGUGUGUGUUGGAGGCACGGCACAUAGUUUUGUAAUAACCUGUGAUAG
This is a messenger RNA of Pygocentrus nattereri (red-bellied piranha), 1288 nucleotides long. Its product is annotated as transmembrane protein 235. The record is from RefSeq and is a predicted model, not a curated record. Lineage: Eukaryota; Metazoa; Chordata; Actinopteri; Characiformes; Serrasalmidae. The coding region runs from base 171 to 803 and encodes 210 amino acids. Gene Ontology annotation, cellular component: apical plasma membrane. The transcript has 4 exons.